AUUCACUCCCAUCCCAACUCAACUGAAAGCACUGGUGAGUGAAUCAUGGCGUCCGUGAGUCUAGCCGCCACUUCCGCCGCCGCAACAGCCGCACAGACCAGCGGGAACAGGCGGGUUAUCUUAGGCAGAAACAAUGCCUGUGUUUCUUCCUCAUUCGUCCCUCGUUUUGACCGUACAUUCAGCGUUCCCGCGCUGAGAAUAGCGGCUCGUCGCUCCGUAGGCCAUGUGUCCGCGUCAGCCGAUCGGACGGCCGUCGCGGCCGCCACGUCAGCGGGUGGCGAAACCCUCAUCCGCGCGCUGGUGUUCGACUGCGACGGGGUGAUCCUCGAGUCGGAGGACCUCCAUCGGCGCGCUUACAACGCCGCCUUCCAGCACUUCGCGAUCCGGUGCCCGGGCGAGAAGGCGGUCGUUGAUUGGACGACGGAGUUCUACGACGUCCUGCAGAAUAAGAUCGGCGGGGGGAAGCCCAAGAUGCGAUGGUAUUUCAACAAGAAUGGGUGGCCGCAUUCGUCGUUUCUGCCCGCCCCUCCCACCACGGAUGCUGACAGGGACCUGCUCAUAGACACGCUGCAGGACUGGAAAACCAACAAAUAUCAGCAGAUGAUUGGAUCAGGACAGGUGCCAGUGCGGCCAGGUGUGUUGGAGCUGAUGGACGAAGCCCGGCAGAGGGGUCUGCUUCUGGCUGUGUGCUCCGCUGCCACCAAGAGCUCUGUCGUCUUCACCCUCACCAGCCUACUGGGGAAGGAGAGGUUCGAGCGGCUGGAUUGCUUCUUGGCAGGCGACGACGUGCCAAAGAAGAAGCCAGACCCCACCAUUUACAAAUUGGCAGCAGAGCGCUUGGGAGUCCCCCCCUCGUCAUGCUUGGUGGUUGAAGACAGUGUGAUCGGCCUGCAGGCGGCUCUGGGUGCUGGCAUGCCGUGUGUCAUCACAUACACGCCAUCUACUAAGAGCCAGGAUUUCACUGGGGCUGUAACAGCCUUUGAUGACCUCGGUGGUGUUACUUUGGAUAAGCUCAUUAGUGCAUGCUCUGCUGUUGUCGCCUGAGGUAUCGGCAUGUCUAAUUGGGAAUAUAUACCUAUUAGUCGGAACACCGUGAAAUUGGAAUGGAAAGACUCAUGGGUACAUACAUACAUACAAGCUUAUUGGUGGCACAGGUUAGUGU
Closterium sp. NIES-67 is the source of this 1162-nucleotide messenger RNA. Lineage: Eukaryota; Viridiplantae; Streptophyta; Zygnematophyceae; Desmidiales; Closteriaceae. The record is from the annotation of a GenBank genome assembly.